Molecule: messenger RNA, 3712 nt
Organism: Polyodon spathula (Mississippi paddlefish)
Lineage: Eukaryota; Metazoa; Chordata; Actinopteri; Acipenseriformes; Polyodontidae
Product: peroxisomal acyl-coenzyme A oxidase 3-like
Exons: 19
Coding region: 365-2443 (692 amino acids)
Biological process (GO): lipid homeostasis; fatty acid beta-oxidation using acyl-CoA oxidase
Cellular component (GO): peroxisome
Molecular function (GO): FAD binding; fatty acid binding; pristanoyl-CoA oxidase activity
Source: RefSeq, a predicted model, not a curated record
UAAAGGUCUGAGUUUUCAGCAACAGCAUAGGCUGGAUCAACAAAGGGGUGUAAGACAUCUUAUCGUUAAAAAAAAAAAAAAGUAGAUUCGUAUUUUAUAAAACGCACUAAAAGUAUAUUGACACUGACAGUCUCACGAAGAAACAGUACGUGGCAGUUUUCCAACAGCAGUUUGUAUAACCUAGGGACGUGUUGAACGUUAAGAAGCUUGGCUCAAGAAGGAAAACACCAGCUGAUCAGCGUCAGAUCAUUUUUGUCGCGCGUUUGUGUCGUCAUUCCUGGUCCAAAGUUAAGAACAUAGAGUGCCUUGGAGGGGGGAACUAACAAAAAACACAAGCUUAAACAGCACAGAAGACCAAAAUAAGAUGGACAGAAGUCUCCUUGAUUUCCCCAGUGGGCCACUGGAUGUUUAUCGUAAAAAAGCCUCCUUCAACUGGAAGGAGAUGAUUGAGUUUUUAGAAGGCAAGGACAUGCUUGAGUUCAAGCGAAACAUUUUCUCGGCUUUAGAAAAUGACCCACUGUUUGCCCGUCUACCUGGUGAAGACGUCUCUCUGGAAAAACAGCGCGAGCUGACUUUUCUACGGUGCAAGCAACUCUUUAAACACAACUUCCUCACUGUUGAUGAGAUCAUGCAGAACCCUUUCAAGACAACUGUGCUUAAUGACUGUUUAGGCAUGUAUGACUGGUCCUUAUCUUCUAAAUAUUUCCUCAGCACACAGAUGUUUGGUGGGACAGUUGGCAACUCUGGGUCUAAGAGACACGAACAAUUAGUCCAAGACAUAAUCCAAAUGAAGACAUUUGGCUGUUUUGCUCUAACUGAAAUAAGUCAUGGUAGCAAUACCAGAGCCAUGAGGACAACUGCAAAAUAUGACCCUCAUACUCGGGAAUUCACAAUCAAUUCCCCUGACUUUGAAGCUGCCAAGUUUUGGGUUGGAAACCUUGGGAAGACUGCCACGCAUGCUGUGGUUUACGCACAGCUCUAUACACCUGAUGGGCUUUGUCAUGGGCUACAUUCAUUCGUAGUCCAGGUCAGAGAUCCAAAGACACUUCUUCCCAUGCCAGGAGUGAUGGUUGGAGAUAUGGGCAAGAAACUUGGGCAGAAUGGCCUGGACAAUGGGUUUGCUAUGUUUUGUAAUGUUCGGAUACCCCGAGAAAACCUGCUGAACAAAACAGGAGAUGUCACACCGGAAGGACAUUAUGUCACGCCUUUCAAGGACCCCAAUAAGAGAUUUGGUGCCUCACUUGGUGCCUUGUCAGGUGGCAGAGUAUCUAUUACGAGAAUGGGAGUCAUAAACCUCAAACUUGCCAUGACAAUAGCAAUUCGCUAUUCAGCAACACGACGGCAGUUUGGACCCAAGGAAAACGAAGAGCUACCAGUACUGGAAUAUCAAAUGCAGCAAUGGCGUCUCAUUCCCUAUUUGGCUGCAGUGUUAGCCUUGGACCAUUUUUCCAAAACUCUCUUCAUGAACUUCGUUGAGUUUCAAAUCGGCCUAAUGAUGAAGGACAAGAGUGAAAGACAGUCAGAACUUGGCAGAGAGAUCCACGCCAUAUCUUGUGCCAGCAAACCGUUGGCUUCCUGGACAGCUCAGCGUGGUAUUCAGGAGUGCAGGGAAGCCUGCGGAGGGCACGGCUACUUGGCCAUGAAUCGCCUUGGUGACAUUCGAAAUGAUAAUGACCCUAACUGUACAUAUGAAGGAGAUAAUAAUGUACUUCUGCAGCAAACCAGCAACUACCUUCUGAGCUGGAUCAAUGCAAAACACCAAGACAAUGUGACUGUGACGUCUCCACUGGGAUCUGUGAACUUUCUUGAAGACUUCAAGCGCAUUUUGGGCAGCACCUUUACAGCCACCACGGAAGAAGAAUGCAUGGACUCUUCAGUUCCAUUGGCAGCCUUCAAAUGGCUGGUCUGUUUCCUGCUGCGAGAAAGUUACCAAAAACUAAACCAGGAGAAAGCAUCUGGAAAACCAGACUUCGAGGCGAGAAACAACAGCCAGGUUUAUUACUGUCGCUCUUUAGCCAUUGCCUUUAUAGAGCACACGGUAUUGCAGAGGUUCCAUGAUUACACCCACAGUUCUGAUACACCGGCCAGCCUACAGCCAGUGCUGAAACGCCUCAGCGGUUUAUACGGCCUGUGGACACUCAGCACUCAUAUGGAUGUUUUAUACCAAGGUGGAUUCCUCUCUGGAAAGCAGCCUGCUGAAAUGAUUAAAAACGCUAUCCUUCGGCUCUGUUCUCAGUUGAAGGAUGAUUCAGUUUCUUUGGUAGAUGUCAUUGCUCCUCCUGACUUCAUUUUGAACUCACCAAUUGGCAAGGCAGAUGGUGAGAUUUAUAAAAACCUUUGGACUGCAGUUCUUCAGGGCAAUAAGGUGAUGGAGAGGCCAUCUUGGUGGACAGAGUUCUGCGCCAAUAAGCCGACACUAGGCAGCCUUCGGGCAAAGCUGUAGUGCCCUCCAGCAUCAUGAAGGCUUAGCAAGGUCUACAACCAAGAAAAACUAACAAUAUGUAGGAGUUUCAUUGAAAGCCCAGGAGACACAAGGCGUGCUUUGUGACCUGGGCUGCUAAUUUAAUCCAGGAAAUUCCCAUGAAUCAUGCUGUGAUUAAACAUAUUGAAACAAGGUCUGCUGUUUAAUUACAAAUACAUUCGCAAGGCUUUGUUUUCCAUAAUUCUAUUGAAACAUUUGUGUAAUCGGACAUCUGUAAUUGUUAAAAGAUGUUUAUCACAGAGACCAAUACAUUUUAGCAUCUUCAUUUUAAUUCUACUGUCCAGACUCGCACAGAUUGCCUUGAUGGGAGUAUAUUAGUCAUUUUUAGAAUAUCAAGCACUUGUGAAUUACAGUGUUUACUGUAAAAGAAAACCAAUAAAUGGAAUUAGAUAAUGUAUAGUGGCAAACUUUUUGGGGAAUUAACUUCAUUUUAGUUUUUAAAUAACAGUAGGAUGUAGUGUGUGUCAAGGUUUUUUUGUAUAAAAUAAAAUUCUGUUAAUUCCUAAGAUUUCAUUGUAUAAUAAGAUAGAAAAAUAUGCUAUGUUUUUCUUAGUAGCCAUGUGUGGUAUAUGUGAUUUGAUGCAUAUAAGUAAUACAUUGUGUUUUAUCUGUUCAGUAACAGGAAUACUAAAACCAAUCAGACACAGGGUUACACUGUUUGUGUAAUCCAUGGUCCUAACUGUUUUACCACCCCUUAAAAAAAAUACACACUGACACAUGUUUUACAAAACACGCUGUUUAUUUAAACAUGUAUACCUGUUGUAAACAAAAGUUUAAAAUAUAGUCAUGAGUAAUGAGAUGUAAAUUUGACUUUUACUGCCUCUUGGAAGCUCUUAGGCACCAUGGAAACCAAGCAUAAGAAAAACAGAAAAUCAAUAUGCCGAUUAUCACAUGUAAUAAAUACAAUGCAGACUUUCUUACAAGGCAAAGGUAUUAUCUGACACAUUUGUCUACUUUGAUAAGGCUUCAUGUUUACACUGAGGCCUAAAUGGAAUAAGCAUGGCUGACUGUAGGUGCUUUGAGGGUCCAAAGUCACUUGUUGCCCAUGUGUCCAUGAUCUGUAUGAAUGUGUAGAAUAGUGCGGGACAAGAUUAGCAGUUUGCAGUUAAUAUUCAUAAUUCAGACUAACUUUCUCACUGUUAAUGAUGCUUUUUUAUGUAAAUAAAAAAGGCCAAUUCUGUUAUGUACCAUCUAAAAUUGCCACUGUAAUAAAGACAAAACAUAAAAUUC